AUGACCGACAACCCGAAAUUCACCGCCUGCAUCAUCGUCGUCUCCGAAACAGCAAGCAAAGACCCUUCAAGCGACAAAUGCAUCCCAGCACUCCAAGAAGUCUUCGCCAAUGAUGGCCAAGGCAGGUUCACCGCGGAAGACACAGUCAUCGUGCCCGACGAUGUCUUGCAGAUUCAGCGCGCGAUUACGCAGCGGACGGAUGGCGGCGAGGCGGUGAAUUUGAUUGUGACGAGUGGUGGGACGGGGUUUGCGCAGAAGGAUGUUACGCCUGAGGCUGUGAUGCCCCUUAUACACCGACAUGCUCAAGGAUUGGUACAUGCCAUGCUCGCGGCGUCGUUGGAGGUCACGCCUUUCGCAAUGAUGUCUCGACCUGUAGCCGGAGUCCGCAACAACACACUGAUCCUGACCUUGCCCGGCUCUCCCAAAGGCGCCAAAGAGAACCUCUCCGCCGUGAUCAAGCAACUAGCACACGCCUGCCAACAAGCGGCAGGCGCCGACUCCCGUUCACUACAUGUUGGUGGAGUGAAGAAACUAGAGCGAGAUGCCGGUGUAGGCGUAAAUGGAGCGCAGCAACACUCUCAUUCUCACAAUCACGGCCACGGCCAUCAUCAUCACCAUCACGGUCAUGGACAUCACGGACCACAAGCACACACCACUCCCGCCGACCGACCGCAAAUAUCCAACGAUCCUAACGCAGGGCCGACAAGACGCUAUCGCGAAUCCCCGUACCCCAUGCUUUCGGUGGACGACGCAUUGAAGCAGAUUACUGCGAGCACCCCAGGACUAGUAGUCGUCAAAGCAGCUGUCAACGAGGGACUGGUAGGCUCUGUUCUCGCCGAAGACGUGGUCGCUCGCGAAUCCGUGCCCGCUUUUCGCGCGAGUAUAGUCGAUGGGUAUGCGGUGAUUGCGAGCGAUCACGUCCUAGUACCCAGCACGAAAGGCGUCUUUCCCGUCGCGAGCAUCUCACACGCGCAAGCGGGGGAAGUGCCAGAGCUAAAACCCGGAGAGAUUGCUCGCAUCACAACUGGUGCGCCGUUACCACCGGGUGCUACUGCUGUGGUGAUGGUGGAAGAUACUGUACUGCGCUCUCAAACUGAUGACGGCACAGAGGAGAAGGAAGUAGAGAUCCUCACGGACGCCAUCAAACCCGGCGAGAAUGUCAGGGAGAUAGGGAGCGAUGUGAAGGCUGGCGAGGUGAUUAUGAAGAAAGGCGAGGGCAUCACUGCCGUUGGCGGGGAGUUUGGCCUCUUGGCUUCGGUGGGCACGCGAGAGGUUUCUGUCUACAAGAAGCCGGUGGUGGGUGUAUUAAGCACGGGAGAUGAGAUUGUGCAGCACGAUCGGGAGGGCGAGUUGAGGUUGGGGGAAGUGCGGGAUACCAAUCGCCCGACGCUCUUGACGGCUGUCAAGGGCUCCGGCUUCGAGGCAGUGGAUCUUGGGAUUGCGUCCGACAAGCCCGGUGCACUGGAGCAAUCCCUCCGCGACGCCCUGCGCCGCGUAGACGUCAUCGUCACCAGCGGCGGCGUCUCAAUGGGCGAGCUCGACCUCCUCAAACCCACCAUCGAACGCUCCCUCGGCGGCACGAUCCACUUCGGCCGCGUGUCCAUGAAACCCGGCAAACCGACCACCUUCGCCACCGUGCCCUUCAAAUCCGACCACGGCCAGCGAACAAGCAAGACCAUCUUCUCGCUGCCCGGUAAUCCCGCCUCGGCAGUGGUGACGUACCAUCUCUUCGUGCUCCCGUCGCUGCAUCAAAUGUCCGGCAUCAGCCCUGCGGGUUUGCCGCGAGUGAAAGUCGUGCUGGAUCAGGAUGUCAGGCUGGACCCGAAGAGGAACGAGUAUCAUCGCGUCGUCGUCUCCGCGCGGAGAGAUGGACAGCUGUAUGCGACGAGCACGGGGUUUCAGCGGAGUUCGCGGAUCGGCAGCUUCAAGAGUGCGAAUGCUUUGUUGUGUUUGCCGGCGGAGGAAGGGUCGCUGAAGAAGGGCGAGAAGGUGGAUGCGUUGUUGAUGGGGAAGAUUGUUAGUGAGGUGUAG
Molecule: messenger RNA, 2031 nt
Organism: Neohortaea acidophila
Lineage: Eukaryota; Fungi; Ascomycota; Dothideomycetes; Mycosphaerellales; Teratosphaeriaceae
Exons: 5
Coding region: 1-2031 (676 amino acids)
Biological process (GO): Mo-molybdopterin cofactor biosynthetic process; molybdenum incorporation into molybdenum-molybdopterin complex
Cellular component (GO): cytosol; cytoplasm
Molecular function (GO): molybdopterin molybdotransferase activity
Source: RefSeq, a predicted model, not a curated record